AUGAUGGCUAAGAAGCCCCCAAAACCAGCCCCUCGCAGGAUCUUCCAAGAAAGGUCAAAGAUUACUGCUCUACCCUUGUACUUUGAAGGUUUUUUAUUAGUCAAGCGGUCAGAAUACCAGGAUUAUAAACAUUACUGGACAGAGCUGAGAGGAACUACACUUUUCUUUUAUACCGACAAAAAAAGUCCAACAUAUGUUGACAAGUUAGACAUAAUAGACCUCACAUGCCUUACUGACCAGAAUUCAACUGAAAAGAAUUGUGCAAAAUUCACCCUUGUUUUGCCAAAAGAGGAAGUGCAAUUGAAGACAGAGAACACAGAAAGUGGGGAAGAAUGGAGAGGCUUCAUUCUCACAAUAACAGAGCUGUCAGUUCCCCUACAUGGGUCACUCCUUCCUGGGCAAGUGAUUAGACUGCAUGAAGUCCUAGAGAGAGAAAAGAAAAGGAGGAUUGAGACAGAGCGGACAUCGAGUUCAUUUCCAGAAAAAGGGAAGGAACCAAUUGAAGAUUAUGUGGAUGUAUUGAACCCUAUGCCAGCAUGUUUUUAUACAGUAUCCCGGAAAGAAGCAACAGAGAUGCUUGAGACGAACCCUUCCUUGGGAAAUAUGAUCCUGAGGCCUGGUAGUGACAGCAGAAACUAUUCUAUCACCAUCCGGCAGGAGACAGCCCUGCCAAGAAUCAAGCACUACAAAGUGAUGAGUGUAGGAAAAAACUACACGAUUGAAUUGGAAAAACCUGUAACACUCCCAAAUCUUUUCAGCGUCAUCGAUUAUUUCGUGAAGGAGACUCGAGGAAAUUUACGACCAUUUAUAUAUUCAACUGAUGAAACCCUUGGCCAAGAACCCACCACAGAAGGGAGAAGAGAGAGGUUGAAGAAAAAUCUACAUAUUGCAUAA
This is a messenger RNA of Eubalaena glacialis (North Atlantic right whale), 894 nucleotides long. RefSeq names its product signal transducing adaptor family member 1 (gene STAP1). NCBI's taxonomy places the organism in Eukaryota, Metazoa, Chordata, Mammalia, Artiodactyla, Balaenidae. Gene Ontology annotation, biological process: cell surface receptor protein tyrosine kinase signaling pathway; positive regulation of B cell receptor signaling pathway. The transcript is spliced from 9 exons. Gene Ontology annotation, molecular function: signaling adaptor activity; protein kinase binding. The record is from RefSeq and is a predicted model, not a curated record. The coding region runs from base 1 to 894 and encodes 297 amino acids.